AAAAUUGAGGGAUAUAUAUAUAUAUAUUCGGAAUCUUUUUUUUCUUUAACAAAAAUUCGAAAUCUUUUCCCAUAAAAAAAAUCAAAAUCUUUUAUUCUCUUCUUUCUGAUUUCUGAUUAUUCGUAUCUGAAAGAUUCAGCUAUAAAUAUAGAAGAAGGUUUUUGUUUAACUAGGGUUACCAAUUUUCUCUUUUCUUUUUCCUGACAACAACAAAGUGUUACCUUAACGGUUGAUUGAUUGUUCUUCACGUUUCAAGGUUAUUGCUUUCUCUCUCUAAUUCGUUAUUCAACAAUUCUCUUUGCUACCAACAACACACAAUGGAGCUUGGAUCAGUGGUUGAAGCAGUUUCUGCUGAUGUUGGUACUGGUGGCGCCGCUCCUCUCUACAACAUUGAAAGCUUUGAAAGCCUAUGCAUGCAUUGUGGUCAAAACGGCACUACAAAUUCCUUCAUCACUCUCAUUCCUCACUUCAAAAAGAUUUGGUUGUCUGCUUUCGAUUGUCCUCACUGUGGUGACAAGAACAAUGAAGUAAUGUUUGUUGGCGAUAUUCCACCGCAUUGUUGCUGCUACACCCUGAAGAUCUCAUCCGGCAAUUCAGAGAUGCUCAAUAGGCAAGUGGUAAAAUCAGAACAUGCUACCAUUAAGAUACCAGAAUUGGAUUUUGAGAUUCAAUCAGAGGCUCGAUGUGGUAGUCUAUCAACGGUAGAAGGGAUACUGAUGCGAGCUGCUGAUGACCUUCAAGCCCUUCAAGAGGAACGCAAAAAAGUAGCUCCAGAGACAGCUGAAGCAAUCGACCAGUUCUUGGUAAAAUUGCGAGCCUGUGCAGCAGGAGAAUCAUCAUUUACAUUUAUUCUUGACGAUCCUGCUGGAAAUAGCUUCAUUGAAAACCCGUUUGCGCCAUCAUCCGAUCCAUCACUAACAAUCAAUUUUUACGAUCGAACUCCUGAGAAACAAGCAUUAUUGGGAUAUCAAGCAAGGGAAGAACCACACGGGUCAGUAGGGGCAACAGCAGGUCACAGAGCUAUUGCACAGAGUAACAGCGCAGAAAUUGCAGAAGCCUUAUUUCGAUAUACUGCACCAGAAGAGGUGUAUGCUUUCCCGGUAACUUGUGGUUGUGGUAGUGGAUGUGAAACUCGAAUGUUUCCAAUUGAUAUUCCGUACUUCCAAGAAGCAAUUGUUAUGGCAUCCACUUGCGAUGCUUGUGGUUACCGCAGCUCUGAGUUGAAAGCCGGUGGAGAAGUUUCAAAAAAAGGAAAAAGCAUUACUCUUUCUGUGCAAAACGUUAACGACCUAAGCCGUGAUGUAAUAAAGUCUGAUACUGCAAGUGUAAAAAUUCCUGAACUUGACUUCGAGCUGGCAAGUUGCAGUCGCACUAUCGGAGGAGUUGUUACAACUGUUGAAGGUUUAAUUACAAAAAUUAGUGAAAGCCUUGAGAGGAUCCAUGGGUUUACUUUCGGAGAUAGUCUUGAGGAACAUAGUCGAAGCAAGUGGUUGGACUUUGAGGACAGACUAAACAAGAUUCUUAGCUUGGAAACACCUUGGACUUUAAUUCUUGAUGAUGCAUUAGCAUGCUCUUUUAUAGCACCUGCAACUGAUAAUCUGGAAGACGACAAACAGUUAACUUAUGAGGAAUAUGAGAGGACAUGGGAGCAAGAGGAAGAAUUAGGACUGCAUCAGAUGGACACCACUUCUGCCGAUGCUGCUUAUGAAUCAUAAUAACAUACGAGUAACCUCAAGGCGAAAUUCAGUAUGCUUCAAGUACCUGUUUUUCAAAAUUGUUAGUACUGUGGUUUAUAUAAAAAAUUCUACGAUUAAAGCUUACGUAUGAAAUGUUAGUUUUCGUUGGUGAAUCAUAAUCAUUUUAUAUUUGGUUUAUAUGCAAAUAUUUUGGUUUUUCGUCCUUGUGAAAAAAAAACAAUUGUUUAUGAAUCCUGCAAAAUCAAGACGCUCGUGAUUUGGUACUGACAGUCAAUAUCCGUUACAUUAAUCUGAGAGUUUCUUAAAUUUUA
Molecule: messenger RNA, 2008 nt
Organism: Trifolium pratense (red clover)
Lineage: Eukaryota; Viridiplantae; Streptophyta; Magnoliopsida; Fabales; Fabaceae
Product: zinc finger protein ZPR1-like
Exons: 16
Coding region: 318-1715 (465 amino acids)
Cellular component (GO): nucleus; cytoplasm
Molecular function (GO): zinc ion binding
Source: RefSeq, a predicted model, not a curated record